Molecule: messenger RNA, 6117 nt
Organism: Daphnia carinata
Lineage: Eukaryota; Metazoa; Arthropoda; Branchiopoda; Diplostraca; Daphniidae
Product: chaoptin-like
Exons: 11
Coding region: 375-4406 (1343 amino acids)
Molecular function (GO): protein binding
Source: RefSeq, a predicted model, not a curated record
AACCGCUCAGUUCAGACGUGCUUCUCUCUGUCUGUGUAGUCUGAAUACAAAACCUUGACUGAAAUAAUACACAUUAUUCUUGAGACAGCCAGCUUUAAAAUCUGUUUGAUGGUUCUCGUCUUUCUGAACAGAAGUGCUAUCCAUGUGUCUAUCCAAACGACCAGCUGCCGGCUGCUAAUAUCAACCUGCACAUAAAACAAAAAAAAAAGAAAAAGAAAAAGAAAAGAAAAAAAAACCAACAAGUAAGGGAUUGGUGCUAAAACUUUCGAGGGUCUUACGGCGCCAUCGAAAUUUUAUUAAGAAGUUCGAAUAAGGAAACGUGACUGACGCUGCCCCAACAUCCAAUAGGGAAUAAUCAGGAAAACAGACAAUACAUGGAAUAUACUCACACUAGUCCCAUGAGGAAACUAAUUCUACCGACAUCAAUUGCAUCGCUGCUGCUAUCCUGCCUCUUUAUACUGUUUCUGGCGGUGACAGUGAAAGCGAAUACGCAGUAUGUCGUUCCUUGCAGCUUCAACCCCAUGUGUUCGUGCAAGAUGUCACAAUCGUCACUCUUGGUCAAAAGAGACGAUUAUUUAAAGGAAAUGGAUGUGCAAAACCGAACAUCAUCCGAGUUGGCAGCGGAUGGAACACAGAAAGAGAGUAGACUGGAAGAAGAUAUGUCCACUAUCAUGGAGGCUGGCAGCAUGGAACAAGCAUUCGACGUGUCAUGUGUUGGCGUCCCAUUUGCAUUUUUACCAGCAUUGCCAUCUGGAAAGCUUUCCCAUGUGGACAUAGUUAGCUCUGGGUUGGAAGUCGCUGAGCUAAUCUCUCCCUCGAGGAUUUCUUCUUCCAUCGCGCCACGCAUCCAAAUCGAAUCGUUACGUCUUAUGAGCAACAAGAUCUGCCACAUUGAUGAUAAUUUAUUCAGAGGUAUGGAAGAUGAUUUGAAAUCGUUGGACCUGAGUUAUAAUGAAUUGGACGAGAUUCCGGUUGGUCCUCUGCAUACUCUGCGAGCAUUGGUGUGGGCGAAUUUUCACAGUAACCAGAUUUCGUCAUUAGAAGGACUAGGGCAAUUAUGGACUCAUUUAUCGCCCAGCUUAGACGCUCUUUUUCUGGGAAACAAUGACAUUAUGGCCCUUCAAAGAUCGAAAAGCAAUGAUCAAGGAUGGGAUGGCUGGGGCCAUUCUCUUGCAUUACUGCGGAAUUUGAACUGGCUCAACUUGGAUGGCAACCAACUAACGGAUCUACCAACAGACACUCUACCACGUCAACUGCACACACUAAGUGUUGCUCAUAAUCGUAUAAUAAGGUUUCCGAGCAAGUGUGUUGAGCAACUUCGUGAUUUACGAUGGCUCGAUUUGCGGGGCAAUUUCAUCAGUGAAUUACCGAUUGACACCAUUCGUACAGAGCCGGGCUCCAAGUUGCGACUGAAAAAGUUAGAUCUAGGAGAGAACUUGAUUAGUUCUUUGCAAGGAGGAGCAAUGUUCAACCGCAGUCUUCACGUUCGCGAUCUCUACCUCGACUAUAACCGAAUACCUCGAAUACCUGAUUCGGCAUUUCGCGGCACGAACGUGAAUCGCUUGUAUCUUGCUGGGAACGGGCUGUUUAGUAUUGACGAACGGGCGUUCCACUCAUUAUCGUCAACCCUGACACUACUUGAUUUGGAUAGGAACAAACUAAGUACCUACCCGGCAGCGCUCGAUCAUCUGAAAAAGUUACGGUUUCUUUAUUUGACAAAUAACCGCAUGUCUUAUUUACCUCAUGGUACUUUUGCUAGCUUCGGCUUGCAACUAGAAGAAUUGAAUUUAGCAAGUAACAGAUUAGAAGACUUCCCAGCCACCGCUCUUCGAAAUUGUCCGAAAUUGAUUCACCUAAACCUAGCUCACAACGUGAUUGAAAAUGUAACGAAAGACAUGUUUUACGGUUGGGCAGAAAGCAUGGAAAUUCUGAAUUUGAAAGGAAACAAGAUCAAGGAAUUGCCAUCACGUCUCUUCCAACACUCUCUCAAGAUCCGCGAACUAAGCCUGUCUUUUAAUCCAUUGAAGGCUAUCAGUGAUGACGCAUUUGUAGAUAUCGCGGAUACGCUAGAAUCACUAGAACUGAACAUGGUGUUUGAGGAGGACUCGUUCCCCGUUGCACUGCUGCGAUCUUUGCGUCAACUAAGGUGGCUAUCGUUGGAAUCCAAUGGCAUUAUGUCAUUACCAGCUUUAACGCUGGAUCUUGAUAAACUCCAGUACCUGAGUUUAGAGGGAAACCGAAUCGCUGCAUUAAAUAGCAAGUUUUUCAGAGGUGCAAAGCUACGCUCGCUUCGAGAUGUACGUUUAUCUCACAAUCGUAUCCAAUUUCUACCAAAACACACUUUCCACAAUCUAGAGGCAGUCACUAACGUCGCACUUGCAAGCAAUCGCAUUCAAGUUAUUCAACAUUCUGCGUUUGAUCACUUACCGAAACUUGUAACACUGAGUUUGGCGAAUAACCACAUCGACAGACUAGAGGCCGGCGCCUUUCUACGGCUUCCUAGCUUACUCAAGAUUGAUCUUCAAUCAAAUAAACUACAAGAAUUUAGCUGGGAUGCUAUAUCCAAUUGCACGAAUGUGUUCAUGGCGGCAAGUCUCAAUCUAUCAAACAACUUGAUAACUAGUCUCGAAUACGGCGCAGAGCUCGAGACCAACCGGCUCCAUAUGAAAUCCAUCGAUUUGAGUCAUAACAUGCUGGCGAUUUUCCCUAACACAGAUUUUCUAUCUGUAAUUGCUGUUGGUAGCCUAAAGAGACUACUACUUGGGUAUAAUAAGAUCAAAACGCUGCCUGAUCGGAUGCUGUCUACAAGUUGCCAAAAUUUGCAAGUGCUGGAUGUGCAACACAACCUUAUACAAGAAGUGGGGCGCUACACCUUGAUGGGCGCCACCAGCUUACAGAGCGUUGAUUUCAGCGGAAACCUACUUGAACAACUUCCAAUGAACUUCUUUGCUAACCUAAGGCGGUUGCGCAUUGUUAAUCUCUCGAAUAACCGAAUACGUUUAAUUUCGAACGAUAUCUUUGACGGAACGGCCAUUGAGACGUUAAGCAUCGCCCAUAAUUAUUUGACCAAAUUCCCCAGUUCUCUGUCAUCUAUAUCUUCAACUUUAAUUAACCUGGACGUUUCACACAACCAAAUCGAUCACUUAGAUGCCGUAAUGUUAUCCUACACACCUAAUCUGGUUUCCUUGAACUUGGCGCAUAACAAAUUGACUUUGUUAUCCGACAAUGUUUUUUCUUACCUCAACGGACUGGUAUCUCUUGACUUAAGUUACAAUGCCAUCAGGGCUAAUUUCAAAGAGCUGUUUCACGAAAUUCAACAUGUAAAAAAAUUGAAUCUGGCAAGUACUGGCAUCAACAAUUGGCCACAUCUCCCAUUGCCAAGUUUGAUUGCUUUAAACCUAUCGUACAAUGCACUGGAUUGUCGGACGAUUAACGAGAUCCCAGCCAACACAGUAAUUCGCCUUGGACGCAUAAGAAGUCUUGAUCUGUCGCGGAAUCGCUUCACUGUUGUUCCUAGCUUCCUGUGGCAGUAUAUGCCUCUACUGAAGCAUUUGGAUCUUUCGUCUAAUCCCAUCCGUAGCAUCAACCGUGACAGUUUCGCCGGCUUAGUCAGAGUACAAACACUCAAUCUUCAAUCCGUUGGGGUUCCUGUACUCGAAAACGUCGACAGCGAUUCGUUGCAUUCGCUUUUUUCCUUAACUCAAAUAAAGAUGCAGACGUGGCCUGGAUCGCAUCUUUCUCAGAUAUUGGGCGGAUUGCGUGGUUUACGCAAACUUGAUAUUGAAGUAAGAGGCCCUGUUCUUUCCUCCCAAUUGAACUACAUCGCCACAGUUGAUGCAGCACCAAAGUUGAAAGACAUUGAAGUAUCUGGAUCCUUUCUCAAGACCAUAAAUCCAGAUGUCUUCGCUAACACUGGAAUUCACACUAUGCCAGAAUGCAGCAUUUCCCUCAAGCACACUGCAGUGAGGUAUUUACCGGAGCGGUUUGUAAAUGGCCUCGAAGGAUGCACUUCCCUUGCUUUAGAUUUGAGGUCAAACGCCUUGCAAACGAUCGAGUUACAAUCUAUCAAAACUAAUAACUCGCUGUCGGGGACGUCAACAAAACACCUCGCAGGUGGCCUUUGGUUGGAAAGCAACCAGUUAACGUGUUCCUGCGAAAACGCUUGGAUUGCAAAAUGGCUGACAAGAUGGAAUUUAGAGACAACUUCCAUGGGACAUUUAAUAAUUAGAUUGCCCGAUGAAAUUCUUUGUCGAGAUCCCGCCAGCCUCAAAUUUAAUAAUCUAUUUGAUCAACCAAUAAGCAUAGAGGCAUGUAGUAAUUCAGCAAUCACUGCUCUUCGCUUUUCUGUUCGAGAGCAAUUUUCUAUUGUAUUUUUUGUGUUGGUAUCCCUUCUAUAUGUUUUGUGAGAAACGUAGAAGGUUCAGAGUAGAGGUGAACCUGCUGCUACCCGACUGAUCCUCAGGGUAUGAAAAUUUUCAUCUCAUUCGACGUCUACAAACAACAGUCAUACGUACAUCUUGGUAUAGGUGUUUGCAAUCUAAAAAUCAAUUGCACCUUGAACGUUACCAAGUGGUAACUUACGUCACAUUUUUACUUCACCAAAAGAAGGUUACUGCAAUAUUAGUAUAAGCAUUCAUUUUUGACAGACAAAAGCAAUGAUGUGUAUACUUUACCUAUCGGUUUAAAAAAAAUAGCCAGUGGUUUGCGAUUAAGUUCAAAAGGCGAAUCUCUGAAGGAGUUAGACUACUUGGGGAAAAAAGAGACUAAUGAGAGAAAAAUUCCUACGGAAUUUUUUGAUAAUGUUAUAUGAACGUUCAUUUCGGAUUAUGGGAGAUAUUAAGUAUAUUUAUCCUACAAUGAUUUAAGUUUAAGCUAAAGUGCAGUUUUGGGGAAUGGGAUCAACAACUGACCAAGCUCAACAAGCGGUUUAAGAAAAAAUUAUAGAACUAACAAUGCGGAUGUUGUUCGCCUUUUUCACGGCAGUCAGCGUUGAUAACUGAGCCGUCCACAGGGAAAAGUCGGCAGUCUUCACUUUUAUUUAGAGCUUGCGGACUUUUCAGGAUAUUUAACUUAAAUAUUUGACGUGAAGACGAAACCCACUUAAGACAAAAGUUCAAUAAAUUUCAUCAUAGAAAUAAAAACCCUCAGCAGAGAGGCUACUAAUGUAGCGUAAAAAAAAAAGUUUUUUUCACGUUUUUGCUACAAUUUAUUGUUCAUUUUCUAGCAAGAUAGUUUGAAUGUUGUUUCAAAAUUUUUCGCACCUUAAUUUUCCAUAUCUGAAUUUUUAUUUUAAAAAAAAAUGCGUUGUUGGUAUAAUCGUCCACUUAACUCACCUUCUGCAAUCCGAGUCCGAACGAUCUAUCUGGUAAUGAUUUCUUGUUUCCUUUAAGCCUCUUACGUUCUGCCGUUCUCCAGCGUUUAACCCAGGAUGAAAAAAAAACAAAAAACAAACGAUCUUUGACUGAACAUAUAACGCUUUUAUGAGAACAAAUAGGAGCGAAAACGAUAUUUGCAUAUUUGAAACAGUCAAUAUGUUCACAGUUUUUUCCUUGCUAAAAGAAAGGUUGGGACGAUCUGCUAUCAUUUGCUUAAAAUAACUUCCGAAAAAACCUUUAAUGAUCGUCAACAUUGGUCAUUUUUCAGACUUUCUUAUGGUACAGAAAAUGUUAAUUGCAUUACUACUGCCAGCUACAGGCAAAUAUGUUACCUUUAGUGUCACUAACGCGUCUUUUAAUAUUUAUUUUAGCUAUUCACAAAAACAUCGGUCUGGCAUAUUUUAUCCCAGAUUUUAUUUGUACUGAAGGUGUCUCGACCAGGAUAAAUUUACUUUGAAUUGCUUCGCAACUAGUAGUUCCAAGAACUGGAUACUUUAAUGUCGUAUGUGUUAGAUGAUCUCUGUGUAUAUGAUUUGCUUGAGCACAAAUUUCACUAAUCACUGAACCAUUUUGAUUAUAAAUUAGUAUUCAAUGUCAUAACGGUGCAACCCUGUGAUAUAUUCUGAAGUGUUGAGGCAAACACUGUACUAAUAAUUUGUAUUUUCACACUGUAUAUAAUAGCAAAUAUAAAAAUUAUUCGUUCUAUACAGAAAAUGUAAACAAACAAAUAAGUAAAAUAUCU